This is a messenger RNA of Motacilla alba alba, 4594 nucleotides long. RefSeq names its product hematopoietic lineage cell-specific protein-like. Gene Ontology annotation, cellular component: cortical actin cytoskeleton; plasma membrane; actin filament. Bases 280 to 1827 code for a protein of 515 amino acids. The record is from RefSeq and is a predicted model, not a curated record. Lineage: Eukaryota; Metazoa; Chordata; Aves; Passeriformes; Motacillidae. The transcript is spliced from 15 exons. Gene Ontology annotation, molecular function: actin filament binding. Gene Ontology annotation, biological process: regulation of actin filament polymerization.
GUGAGAGUCUUGUUUAAAACAAGUGUGUUGAUGGGGAAACUCUAUGUGGGCACUGCAUCAGUGUCUCAGGUCAGAGGCAGCGUGCAGGGGAACUGCAGCACUGGGGCCAGCUCUGGGACUCACGACUUGAGCAGAGCUGGGGGCUGGGAUGCAGGAAGUGAAAAGAGCUGAAGUUAAAACCGGAACUCAGAGCAGACACAGGCCCAAAGCUGUCACUAGCAGCAGGUGCCUCAGCAAAACGCAGCAAGUUUGCCAGCAGGAACUGGUGAGCCUAUAAAGAUGUGGAAAGCAGUUGUGGGACACAACGUGUCCGUGAAAGUGGAGGCUCAGGGAGACGACUGGGACACGGACCCCGAUUUCGUGAACGACAUCUCCGAGCGGGAGCAGCGCUGGGGAGCCAAAACCAUCGAGGGCUCUGGCCGCGCUGGGCACAUCGACAUCCAUCAGCUGAGGAACAAGGUAUCAGAGGAACAUGAGGUCAUCAAGAAGAAGGAGCUGGAGACUGGCCCCAAGGCAUCCUAUGGCUAUGGGGGCAAAUUUGGAACAGAGCGAGACCGAAUGGAUAAGUGCGCAGUAGGACACGAGUACGUGGCUGAUGUUGGGAAGCACUCCUCGCAGACAGAUGCAGCCCAGGGCUUUGGUGGCAAGUUCGGAGUCCAGCGGGACCGAGCCGACAAGUCAGCACUGGGCUUUGAAUACAAGAGCGAGGUGGAGAAACACUCGUCCCAGAAAGAUUACUCCAAGGGCUUUGGUGGCCGUUACGGAGUGGAAAGGGAUAAGGUGGACAAAGCAGCUGUGGGAUUUGACUACAAGAGCCAGACAGAGAAGCAUGAUUCUCAGAAAGACUAUUCUGUGGGCUUUGGUGGGAAGUUUGGGGUCCAGAGGGAUCGUCAGGACAAGAAUGCCCUUGGCUGGGACCAUCAGGAAGAAGUGCAGCCCCACGCAUCCCAAAGAGACUAUGCCAAGGGGUUUGGAGGCCGUUAUGGAGUCCAGAAGGAUAGAGUGGAUAAGAGUGCUGCUGGCUUUGAUGAGAUGGCAGCUCCCACCUCCUCCUAUGAGAAAACAAGACCCCUGGAAGCAGGAGCCUCCAGCGGCACCAGCAGCCUGCGGCUGCGGUUUGAGCACAUGGCCCAGUCGGCAGAGGAGGAGAGCAGGAGGCAGGCUCGGGAGCACCGGCUGGCUCAGCAGCAGGAAAUCCCUCCAAGAGAGAAGGGGCACACUGGGACUGGGGCAGCCUCUCCAGCCGUGCCAGCAGGGGUACCCGGGGGUGCUGCUGGGGACCAGCCCAUGUCACCAGGAGAACAGCAGGAGGCCAAAAGGGAGGAUGAAGAAGUACCACCCACUUUGCCACCAAGGCCAGCAGAUCUGGAUGCAGAGCCAUGCAAGGUGCCCAGCCAGGGUCAGCCCACCUACAAUGUAAGCUUGGAUGUUGGUGGAGACUAUGAGGAGUUGCCAGAGCCCUCUGACUACUGUGACAUCACCAGUGGAAGUGCUGACUAUGAGGAGCUGCCAGCCCCGCUGGGAAAGCUGGAUGCCACCUAUGACUUUGGAGGAGAUGGAGGUGAAGACUAUGAGGUGAUCCUUCCUCAGGAGCCCAGACAGAGCCAUCUCCAACUGGGGAACACGGAGAGUGCUGCUGAGGGGCAGAGCCCUGGGAUCUGCGCAGUGGCUCUCUAUGAUUACCAAGGAGAUGGAGAUGAUGAGAUUUCUUUUGAUCCUGAUGACACAAUCACGCACAUUGAGAUGGUGGAUGAAGGCUGGUGGCGGGGACAGUGCCAUGGCAGAGUCGGCCUCUUCCCAGCAAACUAUGUGAAGCUUCUGCAAUGAAAUUAGCACAGUGCAAGCUGCUUCCUUCCCAACUUUUGCCUCUGUCAUGGUUUGACACUGGCCAAAUGCCAUACACCCACAAAAGUCACUCAUUCACCGUCCUCUGCCACAGCUUGGCAGAGGAGAGAAACAACACUGGAGCAAGGUCAGUGGGGAAGGAAGGGCAGGAGGUGCUCCAGGUGCCAGAGCUGAGAUUCCUCUGCAGGCCAUAGUGAGACCAUGGUGUUCAGUGUUUUCUCACAGUCCUUAUCUCAACUCAUGAACCCUUCAUUUAUUUUUUUUCCCUCCUCUCUGGCAGGGGAGGGUGAGUGAGUGACUUUUGUGCGUGCCUGGCACUUGGCCAGGGUCAAAUCACGGCAGCCUCUUUCUGCUUUAGCCUUUCCCACGUUAUCAGCUUCAUUUGGCUCAGCUUGGUAAAUCCUUAUCCAGAGAAAUAUCAAGGAGCAAAUUGGCAGUGCCAGAGGGAAUGUUUUGUCUUAUGCCCAAGAGGAUUUUGAUUCCCAUCCACUUCCAGGUGGGAAAGUUAGGAUGGUUUAAGAGCAUAUGAGUGCAAUACAAGGUCUUUUCUACCUAGGCUGCCCCACCUGUCAGCCAGCAAGACUGCAGGAGUGUAUCCUGUUCCCAGUGGGGCGAUUCCCAGAGCAGAAAUACCAAAUCUAGUCCAGGCAAGGCAGAAGGGAUGUGAGCUGUGGGACCUUUGUCAAUUGCUGUGGCCCUGUGUCUCAUCCUAAUCAAGGGUCAGGGAAAAGAUCCCUGGGAAAGCCAAAUUUGUGUUUAUUCCAAGGAAGGGCUUCCAUUUUUAGGACAAGCCGUGUUUGCAGUAUGGACCAAAGAAACAUGAACAUGGUCUGUGCGACCCUAUUGGGCAUAGGUGUGUCUGUCCCUGGGACUGUGCCCUCCCUCCCAGCUUCUGCUCUGGCCUGGCUCAAACUGUAUCCCAGUGAUUCUGUGACAGCUUGUGUCCCCUGUGCCUGCUGGAGGCUCCUGAAAAGCUUGGCUCUUCAUCACAGUUGUGAGGAAGAGGCUGGGUAGGUGGGAAGCAGGACAGGAGGAAACAUUUUAUUGCUAAUGUUUAAAAAACAGUUUUCAGAAAUGCCAAGUAAAGCCCUCCCUCAAGCCAGUACCUCUUAGAUGGAUGUUCAGCUGUGGGAAUUGUUCCUCUGUGGGAUGGAGGUACCAUCACAGCAGGAAUAAACCAGGGACAGCUGAGUAAAACAGCACCUGAGGGGCUGUGGGACUCAGGAGCUGUGGAAGCACGCCUGAGGGACUGUGGGAGCACACUGAGAGGCUGCAGGAACACCUGAGGCUCUGUGGGAGCACACCCCAUCACUGCCACUGCCAGCAGUGUGUGCAGAAGGUGCCUCUGUGGCACUAAAGCUUUAGAGUUCAGUGUGGUUCGCAGGUGAGUUCUGGACCACCCUGCAGUUGACCAAGCCUGUACUACCUGUGCAGGAGUGUGGCAUUCCUGCUCAGUGUUUGAUACUGGGAACACCCAACGACUGUCUCUCUGUCACAGGAAAGGUGCAUUGGGAUUCAGGUUAAAAGUUAUCAAUUUUAAUGUAACUUUUCCAGAGGUUUCUUGUUUGGGUUUCCGGUUGGUUGGCUUUGGGGUUUUUGUUUGGAGUGCUUUGGGUUUUUCGUUUCUCUGAGGCAGCUCCCCCAGUCUUUUUCCUUGUGUGGUUUCUGCUGUUUCCUGCUGUCCCCUUCCAGGGGCUCCUCACAAGGGUGUUCACUGGUCAGACUCUGAUGUGUCCAGUGACACUGGACUGAGGGUGCAUCAAGGACUUUUUAGAAUCCAGAAGGGUGUAUAGCAAGGAGGACUGAGGGGCUCACAGCCUGUCUGGAUAGGAGCAACAGCCCAACCCAACAGGUUACAGAAACAUUUCUUUCCCUGAAGAGUAAAAUCAGCAUGUGUUGUGCACUAAGACAUGGCAAACUGCUCCCAACAAGGCUGUGUGCCUCCUAGUCCCAGUUCUGACUCUCCAGUGGGUUUCUUUGGGAACAGAUUAGGUACUGUUGGGUAUCUCUUGGUAACUGAGCUGCAGAUGAGCGUGUUUGGGUCCAGCCGACGUAGGUUGUGUGGCUGCAGGUGUCACCUGCCUGUGUCGUCUCCCUUGCCCCAGUGAGCUCCUGCUCCUGGCUCUGCUGCAGAGCUCAUGUGCCUCAUGUGCACACCUGCAGAUUUAGCCACUGCCCCCACAACCACAGAAUCAUUUGAGCUUGAGCCCAGCUGCAGACCCCCAACCAGUCCUCAGCCACUGUCACCCAGAGCCACAGCAUACACAACAGCUGCACAUGGAAAUUUUUCCUGGCCAUAAAGCAAAGCAUUUCUGGUGAGGAGUUCAGUGCCACCAGCUCUCAGCUCAGUGCUAAGACCUCCAUGUCAGAGUCCAGCACUGAGGCCAUGGGUGGCCUGUGCAAGCUGCUGUGCUUAUGUACAGAGUGCUGCAGAGCCGCCCUGGCAGCCUGGGGAAACCCAGCAGACAUCAGAUUUGAAGCCGAGGCAUGUGGGGACAGUGGAUGGUGGGACAGCCCCUCUUGCCCAGGCCAGGUUUUGCAAGGCACUGCCCUUGUUCUGCACAGAGCCUGACUCAAGACCUGGGGCAGCCCUGAGGCAGAGCUCGUUGCUAUGCUCAGGGCCAGCACGUGUGGCUCCACAUGAAUUUGCCUUUUGCAGAGCUCCCUGGCAGUAGCCCAGCUGCAGCACAUCCUGUGCCGAGCUCAGCACAUGGCAUCUAGAAAAUAAAGACAGAAUCCUGGACCUGCA